UGGAGCAGAGCGGAGCAACUGAGGAGAGAAGCCGCGCGCGCGCGCACUUACACACCGGUUACUUACUCCCGUUACACUCUCCGAGGAUUAUAGCCGACAUAGAGCCCGGAGUACACAAUCCGCUUCAGGAAAUUACACCCGGAGAGAAAGGAAUAAGAACAAGCCUCGAGACGGAUUAUUAAUACACUUUAUUAACGGAAUGACGGAGUGUUAAUCCUCCUGUGUCCGUGCGCGAGUGUGUGUGUGUGUGUGUGUGUGUGUGUGUGUGUGUGUGUGUGUGUGUGUGUGCGCGAUCGAGAGUGUGAGGUCGCGCGCCGCGCCGCUCGGAACUGUAUGGAGGUGUAGAGACGAGCAGAGAAGCGGUUUAUGGUUAUCCUGGUUGCCUCUGGAGUGCAUCCAACGUUUGUGUGUGUGUGUGUGUGUGUGUGUGUGUGUGUGUGUGUGUGUGUGUGUGUGUGUGUGUGUGUGUGAGCCGCCAUGCUGGCGUGUCUGCAGCCGAGCCUCAAUGCCUCCCACAACUCCAAGAGCCUGGACACACCCAGUGUUCAUAAACGUGAACCCAGCAUGGCUGUCCACACUCCACGCUACCCGAGCACAGCAGAACUGGAUGCCUAUGCCCAGAAGACAGCUAAUAGCCCGCUGUCCAUCAAAAUAUUUCCUACCAACAUCAGGGUCCCACAGCACAAGCAUCUUAACCGCACAGUGAAUGGCUAUGACACAACGGGUCAACGUUAUAGUCCAUACCUCCAACCAGGUGCCUAUCAGGGCCUUCUGGCCGUAGUCAAAGUUUCUUCAUCAUCAUUAUUAUCAUCUUCAUCUUCAUUGUCAUCAUCAUUUGUUGCUUCUGCAAAAUCUGUGGUGAAGAACGUUGAGGGCCGGCGGUCUAAGGUCUCUCCUGCCCACUUAGCAGUGGCUCCCUACCAAGUGGGCUUCAACGGGGCACCUCCAAAGCCCCUUGAGACUACAACUCUUACUGUGCCACCCAACGUGACAGUUGCUGGGUCUGUCAUCCCUCUAGCAGGGACGAGGGGGCUAAACCUGUCCUCUCAGUCAAAUCUCCCAUCAAUCCAGAGCAUUAUUUACCAGAUCAAUCAGCACUGCCAAGCCCAGGCCCUCCAGCAAGUCUCCACAGUUCCCACGAACCCAAAUUCCAAUCCCAGCCCUUGCAAGCAAGGUACCACUGCACUUGGGGUUUCAUCCAUCUCAGGGGGGAGUUAUGUGUCAAAUCUGGCACCGCAAGGCAACGUGGGAUACUCUGGCACAGUACUAGCAGGACAGAAUGGGGACACAGCAAAGGUAGCUUCAUAUUCAGAGAGUUUGGAAUACAUCCUGUGGCAGAAGCAGCAGCAGCAGCAGAAGCACCAAGCCAUUUUGAGGAUGUACAGCAGUGGAAGUGGUGGAAGUGGUGCGAUUAGCAAGUCGCCAGAAUCUUGUGGUCCAAGCAUCCUAGUGGGUGGAUCCCAGGCAUCGUGUUCCUCCAGGACAUUCCCGUUAAUGACGAGCAUGAGCGGAGGAGGUGGCCUCGACAAACUGAGCUCCUCACCAUUGAACUGUGCAGCCAUGCAAGGGAAUUUUGCUUUGGGGCAGUAUUUUGCCCCACCAUGGAACAGUGUCAUGGUCACCCCAGAAAGUGACUGCUACAACCCUCAGGAGUUGGCACCAGGGACAACAACCAUUGGGCAGAAGGAGCUGGGCUUCCUGCCUCAUCAACACCACCUUCAUCAUCAUCACUACCACCAUCAAUACCAACACGCACCUACAGACAGCUCAGGAGGCAUUUGCUGCGGUUUGCCGAGUAAAAGCUUGUGCAAUGCCUCUGUUCUCAGCAGCAGUUUGCAGUCGCUGGAAUACCUGAUCAAUGACAUACACCCUCCGUGUAUUAAGGAGCAGAUGUUGGGUAAAGGUUAUGAAACCAUCUCAGUACCACGACUUCUGGAUCAUCAGCAUGCACACGUUCGACUUCCUGUUUACAGAUAGAACAAGAGAACUUUCCAAUCAAACUGGAGAUGGAUUUGUGGAUUUGGUGUCAAUUUUUGGGAUGUGUUACUUUUAAACAAAUUUGGAAGAUCUGGAUGCUUCUGGCUGAAGACUGGGAGGAAACUAGAAGUUAGAGAUCCCGCAUGAGAAUCUUUUUUUUUUUUUUGCCAACAGGGAUUUUUAUGUUUUGUUUUUUUUCCUUUCAUUUUUAAAUUUUUUUUUUUCUCCUUGUGGUCUGUUUGGACAGAGUUCUGUAGGUGAUAAAAAUCUGUUUUGUCUAAUCUGGAAAUGACUUUCCAUACAGUGAAGAAGAUUCCAGCUUCAAAUGUAAACACACACUUCUAGAGGUUAUCACAUGAAAUGUUGCAGAGGAAACGCUGUAGUGUUCUUUAAGGAUGUUCCAUUAUAUAAUAACUUAAUUGUAAGCAUAAUUAUGGCUAUGAAUGAAAAUUGCACUGCUUUGGAAAUCAAAAACAAAAACCUUGUGGAAAGAUUGAGAAGCUGGAAAAGUUCGUUUGAGUUUAAUGUAUUUAUGAAACUUGAAAACUUGAAUUUAUUUUUGUUGGUUUAUAUAUCUGUAGUAUAAGAGAUGUAUUGGCUGCUAAGGAGAAAGAUGUGUCUUAGUUUUUUAACGGUUUUUAAGAGUUCUUUCUCUUUUUUUUGUUGUUUGAUUGUUUUUCUUUUUUUGGCUAAAAUCUAGUGACUGAUCAGGUCUGAACACUGCUUUUGUUUCAUGAUAAACUAACACUGAGUCCACUGAAGGAGAGAGAGCUGAUCAUGACACAGCUCCUGAGUUCACACUGAGAAUGAAGUACGUCACAAUAGAAGGUCCGGCUUUAAUAACACUUUGGUUUGAAUGUUUAGUUGUUUUUUUUUUAUUUUUUUUUUUGCUGUUUUGUUUUUUUUUUAGCACCUCUGAUUGUUCACUUUAGUCUACGACCAACAACUGUUUUUAUUUAAUCAAAAAUGAAUGCAACCUUUUACUAUUUCAGACUUAUUCAGGAAGAAUCUAUCAAAAAUUCAUUUUCUUGGCUUGACUUAAGUCUUUUUUUUUUUUCUUUUUUUUUAAUAUUUGAUGCUUUUAGCACAGUGUUCAUACACUUCCCAUCACCUUCAUGACGUUCAGACAACAGGAAAUUUAGUUUGAGUUCAAUUUUUCCAAAGUGGUCAAGCAAAAGAGUCCGUGGUCAUUGACACAGAACCAUCUGCUUAUCAUUAGCAUGUGAACUCGGUCAGACCUGCAGCAGACGCUCUGAUUUACUCUUCAGGUUUAAGUGAAUUUGCUGUAUUAUAUCUUCGUAGAUUCUUUGUGGUUCUGCUAAUUUCCCAUUGCUAAUUAAUCCUAAGGAGUUAUGGAAGAGCAAAGUGCUUGAAACAGGAGAGAAAUGCUGAAUCCAUCAGUCGAUCCAUUUUAUAAUUUAUUUUUUGUUUUAUUUUAUUUUUUUUUCUCCCCAAAAGGUGAAACAAUCAUUUUUCUCCAAGCCUUGAUUUCUUUCUCUAAUGGAGAAGAGUCAAGGUGUGGGAUGCUCUCUAGCUCUCUCUCUCUCUCUCUCUCUCUCUCUCUCUCU
This is a messenger RNA of Tachysurus vachellii, 3545 nucleotides long. RefSeq names its product family with sequence similarity 222 member Aa (gene fam222aa). The coding region runs from base 478 to 1977 and encodes 499 amino acids. The record is from RefSeq and is a predicted model, not a curated record. NCBI's taxonomy places the organism in Eukaryota, Metazoa, Chordata, Actinopteri, Siluriformes, Bagridae. The transcript is spliced from 3 exons.